GCCGGUCACGUGCCCUCCCGUCAGAUCUCUCACCGGAGGGAGGCGGUGCGUGGGAGGAAAGCUCGUCGUUGAUGACGCAUAUUGGUAUGGCCUGCGGGACGCUGAGAUGUCAUCAUCAUCAUCAUCCCGCGCUCGCAAAUUGCGGUGAUGGUUGCUAUGGGUUUAGCGGCGGCAGCGCGAGGGAGUCGUGCUCGGCCGUUUCGGCCUCUAUUGGACGCCGGUCUUCGCGCUCUGUCAGCGGCAGCAGUGAGCCGGGCGCGGCCUCGGGGGCUGGUCUAUGAGCAGCAUGGAGAGCCGGCUCAGGUCCUAAACCUAAAGGACAUAGAUCUGGCAGAGCUGGGUGAUUCUGAAGUCUACGUGAAAAUGAUUGCAGCCCCUAUCAAUCCAUCAGACAUCAACAUGAUUCAAGGGACUUAUGCUAUUCUUACUGACUUGCCUGCAGUCGGUGGGAAUGAAGGAGUUGGACAAGUGGUUGAAACUGGGAGCCAUGUGGCUUCUCUGAAGCCUGGGGACUUGGUGAUCCCAGCUGAUGCAGGGCUCGGAACGUGGCGAACAGAGGCAAUAUUUGGCGAAGAAACCUUGCUGAAAAUGCCUCCUGAUAUCCCACUGACUUGUGCUGCCACAUUGGGUGUCAACCCCUGCACAGCUUAUCGGAUGCUGUCAGACUUUGAGGCCUUGAAGCCAGGAGAUUCAGUCAUCCAGAAUGCAGCCAAUAGUGGAGUGGGUCAGGCUGUUAUCCAGAUCGCAGCUGCCAAGGGUAUCAAAACAAUAAAUGUGGUCAGAGAUAGACCCAACCUCCAGGAGCUUGUAGAUAGAUUGAAGUCCCUUGGAGCAGACCACGUCAUCACAGAGGAGAUGCUGAGAAAACCAGAAGGAAAAGACUUGUUUAAGAAAAUUCCUAGGCCCGUAUUAGCUCUGAAUGGCGUAGGAGGGAAAAGUGCAACUGAGUUGCUGCGUCACCUGCAGCACAAAGGGACCAUGGUUACCUAUGGGGGGAUGUCAAAGCAGCCCGUGACAGUCCCUGUGAGUGCACUGAUCUUUAAGGAUGUGAAACUUCGCGGCUUUUGGAUGACCCAGUGGAAAAGAGACUAUGCCCAGAACAAGAAGGAACUGAGAGGAAUGAUUGCAGAUCUGUGCAGUCUCAUUCGUAAGGGUCAACUCACAGCUCCAGCCUGUCAAGAGGUCCCAUUGGUAGACUACCAAGCUGCUUUGGAAGCCUCUAUGAAACCCUAUGUAUCAACUAAACAGAUCCUCCUCAUGUGAAACCAGUCCAAUGGGAAAUUGUAUACAGGUGGUUCAGAUAGGAGUUCAGGACCAGCUGGCCUGAGUGCUUCCAGGACUAGAGAAUUGAACUUUUUCAUGGUUCCAUGUCUAUAACUCGGGAGAGGCAGAAUUGUGGGAAGGAAAUAGCCAAGACUUUAUCACUGUCCAGCCAUAAUGUGAUGGAAGAUUAAUGCUCUUGUUUCGAUACAACCAAGAAACACAAGCAAAAGAUGGGUGCAGAAUAAGCUAGGCAAUCCUGCUCUCAGCAGUUCUGUACCCUGAUUCAGGUUUUCAGUGAAGUAGGUGCACGCAAGCUGCUGUGUGUUUGCAUUCAGAGUACUUACUGCCAAAGCUUGUGAUCAGACGCAAGAUGGUUGUAGAACUGUGUUUGGUGUGCACAUGUCUCACUAGUUGCCUGGCGAUGGGUCACUUUCUUUCUUCCUAUAGCAUACUUUUGCUGGCUGCAGUUAAGCACAGUUAAUCUACAGUAUAUACAGAAACCUGAUUAUGUGGAUAGAUUGCAUUUUCUAGACCGAAUCACUACUAUGUAACUAGAAGGUAUUUUCCCCACUUUAGACAGAAAAUAGCUUUUGAGCCAUUAACAGCAAAAUCUAUGGCAGCUUCCUACAGAACCUUCUUUUUUCUUUUGUUCUCCACUUCCUGCUCUGCCUGGUCACUCUUGUAUCUACAAGUGUUGCAAGGAUGCAGCCAACUUUACAUUACCACCUCCAAAAUAUUGUUACAUCUAAGCCAUUCCUGUGUCUUCAUCAAACACACAUCUAUUUUAAGAAGUUGUAACAUGCACCCAUCAUUCAAAUUUAGACACGUAAGAGAUUGUGCCAUAGAGUGCCAAGAAAUGAGUGCCAUAAAAUGUUAUGUAGGAAGGCUGAUCUGGUCAGGACUUCAGGGAAGGUGAGGCUUAACUACUAGACCUCUUAAUAGUAUCUUGUGCCUCCUAGUUCAAUUAUUGGUCUGUUAGAGGCAGGCAACAUAAGGGGUUGUGUCUCGUCCACUAAGGCUGUUCCCCUGGAGUAGCCAGUUUGCAGUUGAGUUUCAGGGCUACAUUGUCUGAGCCUUGACAUGGCAGAUGUAGCCUGUGGUCCUGAAGAGUUGUCCUGUUCCUAAUCUGUAUAUAUAAUGCAUAGAAAAGAUGGUUUUUGAAUUGGUUAUUUAUAGCAAGAUGGUUGUAACUGAAAUAAAGGCAAAUAGUAUUUGAUUGCAAACCUGUUCUUGCAGAACCGUGUAAUGGCCGUUGAAAUGCCAGUGAUUUUCAUUUCCAAUAAAGUUCUCUAGCUCUGAUCAGUGAUGAGAUU
Molecule: messenger RNA, 2576 nt
Organism: Rhineura floridana
Lineage: Eukaryota; Metazoa; Chordata; Lepidosauria; Squamata; Rhineuridae
Gene: MECR
Product: mitochondrial trans-2-enoyl-CoA reductase
Exons: 10
Coding region: 148-1263 (371 amino acids)
Biological process (GO): fatty acid metabolic process
Cellular component (GO): mitochondrion
Molecular function (GO): trans-2-enoyl-CoA reductase (NADPH) activity
Source: RefSeq, a predicted model, not a curated record